AUGGGUCGUGCCUCACUAAGUGAAAGUGAACGUUGCAGUGAGUGGGUGGGUGGCAGCUGUGGUGGAGGAGGGGCAGUCUCCGUAGUGACAACAGUGUGGGGAGUCACCAGCACCACAACCCAAAGCACGCCCACGCCCACAACACCCAACUGCACCACCACGCCCAACAUGCCGGCUCAACCAUUCAACCCACACACCAAACCCUACGCUAAUAUGGUCAACUACCCUACCAAGUCCAAUGGAUUGUGGCCCUCGGAGCCUGACGGUAACCAAUAUAAUGGAAAUCAAAAUACGUACGAAGAUCUCUUCAGAAAUGGCUGGUGGGGCGCCCAGGCUGACUCUAACACCUGUAAGACCGACCAGAAACCCUUCGAAGAUCACUGCAGUCCUAACGGUGGCUACAACAACAGUCCCGGACCCACCAUGUCCGGAAAUACUGCCAUGGGCGGCCCUGCUGGUAUGGGCGGACCCACCACCAUGGGCGGCAAUGGUGCUGGAGACGCCCUUAACACGGCAGCUAUGGUGGCUGCUGCAACAGCAACUGCAACAGCAACGGCUGUUGCACUCCGCCCUGAGAGACCUGAGAUGCAGGGCCAGUAUAAUAGUCAGUCCUGCAGAUCAGAUUUAGAGCUGCAGCUGAAAUGUUUCCAUCAUGAAGAUCGACAAAUGAACACAAAUUGGCCGGCCAGUGUCCAGGUUUCCGUCAACGCCACACCUCUAAGCAUUGACCGUGGAGAGCAGAAAACUUCGCACAAACCACUAUAUAUUAAAGCUGUUUGUCAGCCGGGAAGAAACACUAUUCAAAUUACCGUUACUGCAUGUUGCUGCUCUCAUCUCUUUGUACUCCAGUUGGUGCAUAGACCAAGUGUGAGGUCUGUGUUGCAAGGGUUGUUGCGCAAAAGGAUGUUGCCUGCUGAACACUGUGUUAACAAAAUCAAGCGUAACUUCAACUCUGUUGCCGCCUCGAGCGGGUCUUUAAACAGCUCAGAAGGUGACGGUGUUGAACAAACUGCUAUCAAAAUUUCCCUCAAGUGUCCCAUCACAUUUAAGCGGAUAACACUGCCUGCCAGAGGCCACGAUUGCAAGCACAUACAGUGUUUCGAUCUGGAGUCGUACCUACAAUUAAAUUGUGAAAGAGGCUCGUGGCGAUGUCCGGUUUGCAACAAAACAGCCUAUCUGGAAGGUCUAGAGGUUGAUCAGUACAUAUGGGGAAUUAUCACCACCUUAGCAAACUCUCCUGUGGACGAGGUGACUAUGGAUUCCUCGGCAUCUUGGAGAGCAACGAGUUCGUCUGGUAUGCCAGGCACUCCUGGGGUCAAAGACGAAGACUCGGACACAUGCAUGAAGCGGUGGAACAAAGCAAUGUCCCCAGGGAGUAUGACCCUACCAACUAUGAGCAACAUUGAUAUGGGACAGUCCAUGAGCCCAUAUGUUCCUCCAGAUAUGAACAGCAUCAACAAUGGUUCUAUGAUGAAUAUGAUGAACAUGGGUAAUAAUGGGAGCAGUGGUUCAGGCAUGUCCAGAUCUACUUCCCAAUUUGAUUUGAGUUCACCAGACUUCACUAGAGGUGGAGGACCUCUAUCACAACUCAGUGAAUCUGUCAGUAAAAUGGAUCCUCUGGGUGCUAUGGAAAAAUCUGUCAAAGACCAGAUGGCACCUCAAAUGGGGCCUCCACCCUCCUCCAGCUCCACUACUACCUCCAACACUACUCUUGCUGCUCCAACUACAGGUUCCACCUCCACCACCACUUCAGUAUCAUCGUCACAGCCACUCUGCACCACCACCACCACCACCACAACCACCUCCACCACACCAUCAUCAACCACAACACAGCCAAGCGUGAGCAGUGGGCCUGGGCUGCCCCACACGCCGCACACACCCCACACACCUCAUACUCCCCACACUCCUGGUGGAGUAGGUGGCCCUCCUAGUGUCCCUUCUGCAGGUACUUGCACCAACACAUGCAACAGUAGCAGCAGCAGUACCACUACCACUACCACCACCAAUAAUAAUAAUAACAAUAGUAGUAAUAAUAAUACAACUAAUAAUAAUAGUAACAGUACUAGUAAUACUAGUAACAGCAGCACCAGUAGCAGCAACAGUACCAGCAACACCGAGACACACAACACCUGCAAUGAAAUGAAUGACCUUCCAACACUAAGUUUUGAUCCCUUGGAUGGUGAUGGGUCUGGACAAGAUGGCUUGGAUGUGAGUGUAUUUAACAGUGGUGUAGACCCUAUGGAUCCUCUAGAGCUGUUAUCCUACUUAGAACAACCAGACUACAACACUCCACCAUCUUCUGGAGCCUCAUCGCAAGGCCAAGGAGCUGGGAACACUCCUGCUGGUGCUGGCCUGUCUGCUGCUCCUGAUACAGAUGAUAUACUGGCCCUGUUUGAGUAGUAAAGCUUUUACAAUGGCCAUGGCAGAGAUGUGGAAAGAAUUCAGGUGCUUGGAUAUUUGAUAUCUGCGUUUGCGAUUGUGCUGACUGACUGCAGUCAAACAGUGAAACAGUUGUGAAUUUAAACUUUAAUCUAUAGAAAAUUUGAAGAACUGUGAUACUCAAACUAGAUUUGAGAGAAACUAUUGUGCAUAUGCAGACAUCUCAGUGGACUUCACAGUCUUCAUUCAAGAGAAAAUAAUGGGGGUACACAAAUUUAAGCAGUGAGACCAAUGAUACAUGUGUGAUGUUUAAUGUGAGCACAGUUCAACAAUGCACAUCUGGACAAGGAGCCAUGCAACAACAAUGUGCACUAUGAUUUAUAAGGGCAGGUAUGUUGCCCCAGUACGAGUUUUGUAGUCAGAUCAUAGUGAAGCAUACGUACAUAUUCUGAUAUUUAGAAAUGACCAGUGCAAAUCAUUGUAAUAAUCAUUUAUCAAAGUUCCCUCAUAUUUGCAAAACAGAAUAUAUCCUCACACUGGGGUUAUGUCAGAAAAGAGGCUAUAUUCCAAAGUAGCAAAACAGUUCUUUUCAUGUUUAGCUCCAGUGGACACCAUGAAGGUUAUCCCAGUUGAGUAGUUAGGUUGACAAGUUUCGUAGAAUAAUUAUUGUGGCUACGCAAUGAUGUCCACAGUAGUGCUGUUUCAAAAUCAAUCAUGACAUCAAAAUGACAAUGUGCAUAAUAUUGUCUUAAUUAGGAACUUGCAAUUUUAGUCCAUGUUGGUUGUUCUGAGUUUUAGACCAUAACAGUGACAUGAAGAGAAGCAUGUAUCUCCGUAGGUCCUCAAGCGCAUGUAAAUACAACUCUCAGAAGACCAAAAUGAGAGGCUGAAUCAGUCUGAAUGAAUGUCACAGCAUUAUUGCAAGAUGUGUAUUAAGUUGACAUUAUUCAGAAAAAAAGGGUGUGCAACUGCGACUGAGUCCCAAGAAAUUUCUCUGAGUGUUGUUGUGAAUGAAGUGUGAUAUUUCUGGCUGCACAGGUUUAUGGGUGGUUUAUUGUCUAGACGAAUUAUUGCAUUUAUUUAUAGGGUACUCCUGUGUGCCUGUCAGCCUAGUUUGUGUAAAUAGCUGUGUACAGAAAAUGUCCUUUUAUUUAUCUCACUGGUCUCGCCCUUAGAGUCCUGCGCAUUGUCUAAGCUUUAAUCCCUCGCUCCGUCUUCACCAACAUGACCUGUAGGAUACACCAUCACAUACAGUACACCACUGCAAUUAUUGACUCCUUUCCACCACCUGAGCAAGUCUAGACUCUGGGGCUGACUUGUUGCGGGACGGUAGAGUCGAAACCUCAACCUGGCUAUUAAACCGACUUUGGUUUCAGAAGAUUUAUCAUAUGUUACUUUUUGUGUCAGUUCGUUUUUUUGUACAUCUCUGACACUUGAGUGCAUCUUAAAUCCUCAUUCAAACUGUGUUCCUAUCUAUGAUUAAGAAUAUUUUUUGUUACUCACCGAGCAUCUCAUUUUCUUCUGAAACCAGAGCCAGUAGGCUUCAUGCAUACUCUGUUGACCGUCAAGUGUACUGAAGCUUAAAUGAAAUGUUUAAUUUUUAUGAAGAUAGAUUUAUGCACUUAUACAGAAUCACUGAAAGUGUUUUUAUGUACUGUGUACAAAGAAAAGUGGUUUAACAUUGUGAUCUCAAGAUUGUCAUUUUUAAAGUUAUUUAGAGAAAUUCAUACAAUGAAUUUUUAAACUGUUAGUGACUGUCAAAGAGUUUGUGUAAGCCAUCACUUCUCAUGUAAACUGUACCAGAGAACUUAAAAGAUAGUUUCUAACUCAGAAA
This is a messenger RNA of Cherax quadricarinatus, 4213 nucleotides long. The record is from RefSeq and is a predicted model, not a curated record. NCBI's taxonomy places the organism in Eukaryota, Metazoa, Arthropoda, Malacostraca, Decapoda, Parastacidae.